Dioscorea cayenensis subsp. rotundata (Guinea yam) is the source of this 3683-nucleotide messenger RNA. Its product is annotated as probable calcium-transporting ATPase 8, plasma membrane-type. Gene Ontology annotation, biological process: calcium ion transmembrane transport. The record is from RefSeq and is a predicted model, not a curated record. Gene Ontology annotation, molecular function: P-type calcium transporter activity; ATP hydrolysis activity; calmodulin binding. The transcript is spliced from 7 exons. NCBI's taxonomy places the organism in Eukaryota, Viridiplantae, Streptophyta, Magnoliopsida, Dioscoreales, Dioscoreaceae. The coding region runs from base 189 to 3299 and encodes 1036 amino acids. Gene Ontology annotation, cellular component: membrane; intracellular membrane-bounded organelle.
GAUUCUCUUUUGCUUAGAGAACAAGACGCUGGUGCUGCCGUUCUUCCCGCCGAAAGCGCAGCGUUCAUAUAACAAACCCUCUGUUUCUCAAUAAACAACCCUCUCAAACCCUAGAUUUUCACUGCUCUCCUCCUCCAAAGCUAAGUUUCCAUUCUCUACGCCAUUAGAGUUCACUAGAGCUCGCUGGGAUGGAGAGUUUCCUCAAAAAGAACUUUGAUUUUCCACCAAAGAACCCCUCUGAGGAGGCUCAGCGCCGCUGGCGCUCCGCCGUCGGAAAAAUCGUCAAGAACCGCCGCCGACGCUUCCGCAUGAUCCCUGACCUCGAUAAGCGCUCUCAGGUCGAGGCUAAUAGGCGCAAUAUCCAGGAGAAAAUCAGGAUUGCUCUAUAUGUUCAAAAGGCUGCUUUGACGUUUAUUGAUGCUGCCGGCAAGAAAGAAUAUGAGCUUCCGCAUGAGGUGAAGGAGGCUGGGUUUGAUAUAAGUCCUGAAGAAUUGGCAUCUAUAGUUAGUGGCCAUGACAUGAAGAGCUUGAAAUUUCAUGAAGGCGUGGAUGGUAUAUUGAGAAAAAUUUCUGUAUCACUUGAUGAUGGAAUAAGAUCGAGUGAUUUAGAAAUUAGACAGAAAUUUUUUGGCAUCAACCGUUAUGUUGAGAAGCCAUCUAGAAGUUUUUGGAUGUUUGUUUGGGAUGCAUUACAAGACUUGACUUUAAUAAUUCUCAUGAUUUGUGCCGUGAUUUCUAUAGUUGUUGGACUUCCUACUGAAGGAUGGCCUAAGGGCAUGUAUGAUGGGCUUGGAAUCUUACUCAGCAUUUUCUUGGUGGUCAUUGUCACAGCUGUCAGUGACUAUAAGCAAUCUUUGCAAUUUAAAGCAUUAGACAAAGAAAAGAAAAAAAUAUUUAUUCAGGUGACAAGAGAUGGUUAUAGACAAAAAGUCUCUAUUUAUGACCUGGUGGUUGGUGAUAUUGUUCAUCUCUCAAUAGGAGAUCAAGUCCCAGCCGAUGGCUUGUUUAUAUCUGGUUACUCACUCUUGAUAGAUGAAUCUAGCCUAUCUGGUGAAAGUGAACCAGUUUAUAUUUCUCAUCAAAAGCCAUUUCUUAUGGCAGGUACUAAAGUCCAAGAUGGAUCUGCUAAAAUGUUGGUGACCUCAGUUGGUAUGAGGACUGAAUGGGGAAAGUUAAUGGAAACUUUGAGUCAAGGAGGAGAGGAUGAGACACCUUUGCAAGUUAAAUUAAAUGGUGUGGCAACUAUCAUUGGAAAGAUUGGUUUGCUAUUUGCUACACUGACAUUUUUAGUCUUGUUGGUAAGGUUUCUAGUGUACAAGGCUAACAAUGUUGGACUGUCAAAAUGGUACCCUAACGAUGCCUUGUCAAUAUUGAACUACUUUGCAAUUUCAGUGACCAUAAUUGUUGUUGCUGUUCCUGAAGGACUACCGUUAGCUGUGACACUAAGCCUUGCUUUUGCAAUGAAAAAAUUAAUGGAUGACAAAGCCCUUGUUAGGCAUUUAUCAGCAUGUGAGACAAUGGGUUCAGCAAAUUGCAUUUGCACUGAUAAAACAGGAACUUUGACAACUAACCACAUGAUAGUUGAAAAGAUAUGGAUUUGUGAGGAAUCUAAAACCUAUAAUGAUAAGGAAAGCUCUGAUCAGUUGUUGUCUUUUGUGUCUGAAAAAGUUAUUAGCAUCCUUUUGCAGUGCAUCUUUCAGAAUACGGGCUCUGAGGUUGUACGAGGAAGAGACGGUAAAAAUACCAUAUUGGGUUCUCCCACUGAAACAGCCUUGUUAGAGUUUGGACUUCAUUUGGAAGGUGCUAAUAAUACUCAGCAUCAAAAUUGCAAAAAAUUAAAGGUAGAACCUUUCAAUUCUGUUAAGAAAAUGAUGUCUGUUCUGAUAUACCUUCCUGGAGUGGGAACCCGUGCAUUCUGCAAAGGUGCAUCAGAAAUCAUAGUAGGUAUGUGUGACAAGAUCAUUGGCAGUGAUGGCAAUGCAGUUUCUUUGUCAGAGGAGCAGAAAAGGAAUGUAAUGGAUGGCAUUAACAAUUUUGCAUGUGAAGCUCUCAGAACACUAUGCCUGGCCUUUAAAGAUAUGGAUGAAUCUCAUUCUGGAGAAGAUAUCCCUACUGUUGGUUAUACAUUGAUUGCUGUGUUUGGUAUCAAAGAUCCUGUGCGCCCUGGAGUCAAGGAAGCAGUUCAGAGUUGUCUUGCUGCUGGGAUUACAGUGCGAAUGGUAACCGGAGACAAUAUUAAUACUGCAAAGGCUAUAGCUAAAGAAUGUGGCAUAUUGACUGAUGAUGGUUUAGCCAUAGAAGGCCCAGAAUUUCGCAGCAAAAGUCCUGAAGAAAUGAAAGAUUUGAUACCGAAAAUCCAGGUAAUGGCUCGAUCUUUGCCUUUGGACAAGCAUAAACUUGUGACAAACUUAAGGGGUAUGUUCAAUGAAGUUGUUGCAGUUACUGGUGAUGGAACUAAUGAUGCGCCAGCGCUUCAUGAAUCAGAUAUUGGUCUUGCUAUGGGUAUUGCAGGUACAGAGGUUGCAAAAGAGAAUGCUGAUGUGAUUGUCAUGGAUGAUAAUUUUACAACAAUUGUGGGUGUUGCCCGGUGGGGUCGCGCUGUUUAUAUUAACAUUCAGAAGUUUGUGCAAUUCCAAUUGACUGUCAAUGUGGUUGCUUUGAUGGUAAAUUUUGUCUCGGCAUGCAUCAUAGGAAAUGCUCCUCUCACUGCUGUCCAGUUGCUUUGGGUCAACAUGAUUAUGGAUACACUUGGUGCUUUAGCAUUAGCAACUGAACCUCCCAAUGAUGAGAUGAUGAAAAGACCCCCUGUUUGGAAGGGUGAGAAUUUUAUCACGAGAAUCAUGUGGAGAAAUAUCAUUGGCCAGAGUGUUUAUCAAUUAGCAGUGCUUGGAAUUCUCAUGUUUGAUGGGAAGCGCCUUCUGAAACUCAACGGUCCAAAUGUGGAUGCUGUUCUCAACACCUUCAUCUUCAACACAUUUGUGUUUUGUCAGGUUUUCAAUGAAAUCAAUAGCCGGGAUAUGGAGAAGAUCAAUGUGUUCCGUGGAAUAUUUAGAAACUGGAUAUUCACAGCUGUUUUGUCCUCCACUGUUGUGUUUCAGAUAAUAAUAAUAGAAAUCCUCGGUACUUUUGCAAGCACUGUGCCAUUGAACUGGCAAUUGUGGUUGCUGAGCAUCUUGAUUGGUUCAAUCAGCAUGGUUGUCGGAGCUAUUUUGAAGCGCAUUCCUGUUCAGAAAGUCAAUCUUUCUGCCUAUGAUCAGAAUGACUAUGAACCACUCCCCAGUGGUCCUGAAGUAGUGUAAAGGGAACUGAUACUCCUCCAAAACUUCAUAUUUUCCACGACAUAAACUGAUCAUGUCCUUUUGAAAGUUAGGAAUCCAGGAACUUGGCUGUGUAACUUUCGCAACCAGAUAAUGCUGUUUCCACAUAAGGAAUUGUAGAAUUUGAAUCAUUUAAUGAUGUCAACUUUGGUUUGUAAGUUUUACAUGUUUGUUUUGUAAUUUAAAGGUGCAGAGCCUAUCUUAAAUCAUAGGCAAGUUAAAACACAAUUGCUAGCAAGUUUGAAGGAGCAUUUUAGUAUAUAGUUAGGUUCUUGUUUGUUAUGGUCUUGGAUUUGUUGCUAUUAUAUGAGGGGGAUGUUGUCACGUUGAUAUUUGUUUAUAUAUAAAAGGUACUAGUUUUCUGCA